Messenger RNA from Exophiala bonariae, 696 nucleotides. RefSeq lists its product as uncharacterized. NCBI's taxonomy places the organism in Eukaryota, Fungi, Ascomycota, Eurotiomycetes, Chaetothyriales, Herpotrichiellaceae. The transcript has a single exon. Bases 1 to 696 code for a protein of 231 amino acids. Gene Ontology annotation, cellular component: plasma membrane. Gene Ontology annotation, biological process: iron ion transport; copper ion import; intracellular iron ion homeostasis. Gene Ontology annotation, molecular function: ferric-chelate reductase activity. The record is from RefSeq and is a predicted model, not a curated record.
AUGGACAUGGACAUGGAUAUGCCUCCUGCGGAUCCGACUGUGGUGGACUUGCCAUUGUCGGAUCCCAGAUGUAAUACGAGUGAUUGUACUGCGUUCGCAGAUGCCGCAGCCGAAUCUGCAGAACUACACCCGUGGGCAGACCAGUUCAAGUACGGUCGUUGGGCAACAUACUACUAUCUUGUCAUUAUCGCUCUGUUCAUUGUCGCAUACCUAUACCGCACAUAUCAUGAUCGAAAUGCGACAGCCUCCAAAAAGAACGCAAGCCAAUCACCGUCAAUAGGAAACAAGCUACUCGCUGGAGGCCGCUGGCUGGCAUAUCGGCGCAUUCACUUCCCUGGAUCGAGCAUCUUUGAAAUCCCAUCAUUUGGAGUUCUCGCACUGCUCCUCGCCACGAUCGUGUUCCUGGCCGCUUGUACCUUUGCAACACGACCAUACUAUCGACAGCAUUACAAAUAUGGAUCACCUCCGAUCGCCACCAGGACGGGCCUCAUGGCUUAUGCGUGUACACCAAUCUUGAUUGCUCUGGCUGGGAAGGCAAAUGUCCUCACCUUGAUCACAGGCAUUAGUCAUGAGAAGUUAAAUGUCAUUCAUCGCUGGGUCGGGUGGAUUACUUUGGUCUUGAGUUUGAUUCACACCAUCCCUUUUCUCUAUCAACCUGAAUUCCUCGAAGGCAGAAGACACAGUCACGGUACAUGA